Molecule: messenger RNA, 1389 nt
Organism: Miscanthus lutarioriparius
Lineage: Eukaryota; Viridiplantae; Streptophyta; Magnoliopsida; Poales; Poaceae
Source: the annotation of a GenBank genome assembly
AUGGUGAGCCGCGGCGGCGCGCGCGGGCUGCUGGGCGCGUACGAGCUGGGGCGGACGCUCGGGGAGGGCAACUUCGGGAAGGUGAAGCAGGCGCGGCACCGAGGCAGCGGCGCGCAGUUCGCCGUCAAGAUCCUGGACCGCGCCCGCGUCGUGUCGCAGCGCGCCGACGACCAGAUACGCCGCGAGAUCGCCACGCUCAAGCUGCUCGCGCACCCCAACGUCGUCCGCCUCCACGAGAUCGCUGCUAGCAAGACCAAGAUUUACAUGGUGCUUGAGCUCGUCAAUGGGGGCGAACUGUUCGACAGGAUUGCCAGCAAGGGAAAACUACCGGAGCAAGAAGCAAGGAGGCUCUUUCAGCAGCUGAUUGAUGGUGUCGGCUAUUGCCACGAAAAGGGCGUCUAUCAUAGAGACCUCAAGCCGGAGAACGUUCUUGUUGACCGAAAAGGAAACAUCAAGAUCUCUGAUUUUGGUCUAAGUGCUUUACCGCAACAUCUCGGGAAUGAUGGAUUGCUGCAUACAACCUGUGGUAGCCCCAAUUACAUUGCCCCUGAGGUUCUGCAGAACAGAGGAUACGAUGGAUCAUUAUCGGAUAUCUGGUCUUGUGGAGUGAUUCUUUAUAUAAUGCUCGUAGGUUAUCUUCCGUUUGAUGACCGAAACAUUGUUGUUCUUUAUCAGAAGAUUUUUAAGGGUGAUACUCAGAUCCCAGAGUGGCUUUCUCCUGGUGUACAAAAUCUUCUUCGGAGGAUUCUUGAACCCAACCCGAUGAAGCGGAUCACCAUGGCAGAGAUCAAGGCAUACGAAUGGUUUCAGGAGGACUAUGUCCCUGCUCUUCCGUACGACAACGAUGAUGAAGAUUCAGAGCUUUAUAUAGCUCAUCAGGUCAAAGAGCAAAUCAGUGAACCACCUGAAGAUAAAACUACUCAUCAGAUCAACGCGUUUCAGUUGAUUGGAAUGGCAUCAUCCCUAGAUCUUUCAGGUUUUUUUGAGGAAGAGGACGUGUCCCAAAGGAAGAUCAGGUUCACAUCAACACACCCACCUGAGGAUUUGUUUGACAAGAUCGAAAAUUCUGCAAGUGAAAUGGGCUUCCAUGUUCACAGAGGCCACAGUAAGCUUAAGAUGACGCAAAACUGCAACGGAUCAGUGAAUCAAAAGAAUCCUGUUCCUGUGUCGUUUCUAGUCUGGACUGAGGUAUUUGAGCUUAGCCCCUCUUUGUACGUCGUAGAGCUCAAGAAGUCCCAUGGUGAUCCUGCAUUGUACAGACAGUUCUGUGAGAGGAUCUGCAGUGACCUGGGUGUGCUCAAGAUGGAUCAGAUCUUUGGGACGAGACCGAUCGCCGAUGAUCUUGCAAGCUUGGACAAACGAUCUGUGACACCUUUGGUUGCAUUGUGA